CAGAAACAAUAGGAAAUAAAAAAAAUACUUUGACAACUGUUGAAUUUCUUCAGCAGAUUGACUGUGCUGUGUGUUGAUCGGAAAUAAGCGAAAUAAAACAAUAUUGUGACUUUUUAAUAAACAUUUUAACAUGUGAGUGAUGAGUUGUACGGAAAAUGAAAGUGGCCCUUUUGUCGUGUUCUUCUUACCAGCGGUCGUUGGCUGCCUGACCAUACUCCUGGCUAGACGCUGGGCGAACUCCCAAGUUAGCAAUACUUCGUCUACAGCCGUCUCUAGGCGGCGAAAAAUCAUUAAGGACCCGCUUAUCAAGCGGCCCCUGCCGCAGAUAACAAGUAAAAUGAUGCCACCCGGAUCUAAAAAAACUUCUGGUGUAAAUAAGAAGGGUGCAUUUGUUGCCGAUGAGGAAAUAAAUGGCAGUGGCAAGAAGAUUCGAUCUUCAAGAGCCGCUCCAACAACUCCUCCAAAUGUUGUCUCUGAAGUGAAGUUGGCGGAUGUGCCGGUAGCACCUAAACACAUCCCCUUCCCAUACAUACCACAGGAUGGCAACCUGCUGUUUGAAGCGAUGACAUUUGUCUUUACACUUGUGGCUACUGGGUUACAGUUCUUGAAUCUGUACAGGACAGCCUGGUGGCUGCCACAUUCUUACACAAAUCAGGCUAUGAAUUUCUACUUGAUUGACCCUCACUUGGUGGCGUUUAUAGUGACAAUAAUAUUCCGUAAACUUUUACUAAGUAUUAGUCUGGCAAUACUAAGGGGCAUUCUCGCGCCAAAGUUAAUGCCACAUGCUACUAUAGCAGCCAGGAUGUUCAUAUUGGGUGUGGUGCUAGGCGCCCUCUCGUGGUGCACCUACUUCAUCGUGCUAAAGUACCCAGUAGUGAAAAUAUUCUAUUUGUUAUACCCGGCCGUGAUAUACUUCCUGCUAUUCGGUUUCCAGUCAGCGCCGUUCCUAGAGCUGAACACAAGCGACCCUCCACUGCAUUGUUGCACGCACGACGCUGCACAGAUACGGACAGAAGUGGACGCGUUACGGCAAGAUUUCAACGAUAGGAUGAAGAAAAUCAUAUUCAAUUCCGUUGUUGGAGCUUACUACUCCAGUUUUAUACCAUGUACUUUUGCACAGCCAUAUCUUUACUACGAGGUAUACGCAGCGUCACAACAGACCGCGUUUGUGUGGGCGGGUCUAUUCGCCCGGUACGUGAGCCAGCUCGUCAGUGCGACGUACUGCGACGUACCGCACCGGUCCGCGCUACAUCUCGGACGGUGGAAACCUGACCAUAAUUCUUGUACAGACGGUAACGAGAUACAAGCGUGGUCGGCGGAGCGCAUGUGGUCCCGCGGCGCGCGCGUGUCGUGCAAGGGUCGCGUGUACAUCGCCACCACGCCCGCCGUCGCUGCGGACCCGGCCUCCGUCGUGCAUACUCGUUUUCAUACGGUGUUCGCGAACCCCUCGCUAUUACUAUGCGCCAUGCUAUGCCUACAGCUGUCCCUCAUAAUACUACAGCUGUGUCUACUAUUCAGUUCCAUACAAUGGCACAACUUCCUAGCAAUAGUCAUAUUACUCUUCAUAAACUACUACACACUGUUUAAAAUGGUUCGCGACUAUUUAGUCGCUUGGAAAGUCUAUAAAGCAGAAAAUAUGAUACAAGAUAAAAACGGCCCCUUACAUUCUGUGCCCAAUUAAGUGAUAAUCUAUAUUCCUAAGAUUGAAUGUUUCCCGCGCACAAAAUUUGUUUCCUCUGUGUUGCCAGCUUCGUUGUAUUGUUUUUGUAUGAGUUUUGUGUAUGCGUGUAGUAUCGGUUUGCAGAAAUAGUUAUAGUCGGUAGAUUUGCUAAUUAUGUUAUACUAGUCGUGUGGUUUAAGAGGAUAAUGUUUGGACCCGCUAAUGCCCAAUUUUUUAUACUGGUUAACUUAUACAUACAUCUGAUGUAUUACCGCUAAUAUUCUCUAUAGACUAGUCUUUCAUACUCACACUUAUAAAAUAAGAAAUUUUCUAUUACCAAAGGUUACCUUUUUAUUGUUUUUCUAUGAGAUAUUUUAUUUAUCAUUUAUUUUGUGUAAGAAAAGAUUUCUUCCUCUAAGCGAAAACUCUUUUAGUUAACAAACUCUUUAGUAUAUAGGUAAGGUUCAAUAUAUUGUUUAGAGAUUGGGCAUAGUGUGUCAAUGGUCAGUUAACAUUCCAUAGUGGAUUCCCGAACUCAAUAUAACGAAGCUCGCAAUACUAAAAUCUAUAUCUUGUUGAAUUUCUAAUUGUUGUGUCAAUUGUACUUAAUGUUUGUUUAGAACUGCGCUCAUGUAUUUAUAAGGAAUCGGUUUUUGAACAAAGUUACAUAACAUUGAAUGUGAAAUUAUUAUAAGACUGAUGGUAAUUAGACCAUUACUAUGUUUAGAAUUCACCCAUCUCUGGUGAUCAUGAGCAAAGGUAAUUUCCUGCUUUGCAUAAUGUAAUAACCACAGUUUUUGUAUUCUUGCAUGGCAUAUUAUUACUUUACUUCUUGUAUGACGAUGGUAUAUGUAAUCUGUGCGUACCUAAUACUCGUGUUCCCGCCAAAACGUGUAAACGUCAAAAUUACCAAACACAACAAGAUGACACAAAAUGUGAAAUCCUGAACAAUAUAUUAUACUUGCCAUAAAGUUAAACUUUUCUUUUUUAGUUUAUAUUCUAUACUUGUGACAUAGACCCUGGAAAUCUCAUUUCAUCAUAGUCUAGUCAUGGACUUGAAUGUAAGUAAAUUAUGAUAAUAAAAACUUUAAUGAACAGUGGA
Molecule: messenger RNA, 2762 nt
Organism: Spodoptera frugiperda (fall armyworm)
Lineage: Eukaryota; Metazoa; Arthropoda; Insecta; Lepidoptera; Noctuidae
Product: transmembrane protein 39A
Exons: 8
Coding region: 140-1681 (513 amino acids)
Cellular component (GO): membrane
Source: RefSeq, a predicted model, not a curated record